GCAGGGAGAUCUGCCCCCCCCCCCCCCCAUCCCCACCCUCCAGGAGAGACACAGGGCCCCCCAGUCCACCCAGCAUGGACAGCAAACGCUCCACCACCCCCCUGUCUGAGGGUUCUCUUUCAGGGCUCCAGUCCCAGACACCCUCUGUCCCAGCUGCUAGGAAGGAGCUGAGAGCUGCAGGCUGCCUACCAGAGGACAAGAGAAGAGUGCUCUGUCAGUUAGCUGCGAUCAGUAGAAAGCUGCGCAGCAAACAGAAACGUGUGAAGGGACAGUUGAUGCUCUCAGAGUGGGAAGAGCUGGACUGUCUCAUGAGUGACAGGUAACACCCUCCACUACUGUAAUGACAGAAGGUGACUAUGGUAGGGUCUG
Osmerus eperlanus (European smelt) is the source of this 369-nucleotide messenger RNA. Its product is annotated as centrosome and spindle pole associated protein 1-like. The record is from RefSeq and is a predicted model, not a curated record. Bases 75 to 323 code for a protein of 82 amino acids. NCBI's taxonomy places the organism in Eukaryota, Metazoa, Chordata, Actinopteri, Osmeriformes, Osmeridae. The transcript is spliced from 3 exons.